AUGUCAGAGAGAGCUCCUCGUGGCACCCGCCCCAGUCUCCGCCAUGGCUCCCUCUCGUACUCGUUCAUCCACGAUCACCAGCAGUACAAACCUGCAGCCUCCCCGCCCUCCUACCAGCCGGAGCUUGGCGCCUCCAUCUCGGGGACCCUGGAAGAUCCCAAGGUCAAGGAGAGUGGCAUAGUACACUCGCUCUUCGGUGAUGCUCUUGCCGCUCUGCCUGCAGAUACGCCCAAAUUGGUUGCAACCAUCUUCUAUGCCGGUCCAUCUGCCUCCCACCACAACAGCUCCUCUUCGGCUGAUCUGCCCAGGGCAGUUGAUCCGCUCGAGCCGGCCGCUCCCUCGCUGCCUCUCGAUGCCCUGUACGGCUGUCAUGUCUCCCAGCUCUGUCUGACCAGCUUCAUUCAGACCGUCGAGGGCCUCUCGCACCCGUACAGGCGCAUGUCCAGCUCCCACAGAUGUCUCGACAGGCAGGACAGCCCGCGCGUGGUCGAGGUCACCAUCACUCCGCCCCCGAAUGGUGACUAUCUCUCCUUUGAUGAGCUGCGCAAGCAUGAGAGCAUCUGGCGGUUUGAGCGGGCGUGGAACGUCGAGGUCGUCCUGCAGAUGGAGAGCGUCUGGAGGCGCUACAAGCGUCUCGCAGUCUUCGACAUGGACAGCACCCUCAUCCAGCAAGAGGUCAUCGACGAGAUCGCCAGGGUCACCGGUGUCGAGAAGGAGGUCUCCGAAAUAACGGCCCGUGCUAUGAACGGCGAGCUCGACUUUGAGGCUUCUCUCAAGGCUAGAGUGGCCCUGCUCAAGGGAACGCCCGCAGACGUGUUUGACCGGGUAAAGUCCGUUAUCACUAUCUCGCCGGGAGCGCUAGAGCUCUGCACCGCGCUCAAGAAACUCGGAUACAAAACCGCCGUUCUCAGUGGUGGAUUUCAGCCACUCGCUGACUUCCUCGCCGAUCAACUGGGCUUGGACUAUGCUGUUGCAAAUCAUCUCGUAAUCGAUGAAACCACUCAGACACUCACUGGCACCCUCUCGCCGGACCAUCCAAUCGUAGACGCUAAGCAGAAACGCUCGCUGCUUCGCGCGCUUGCCGCAAAGAACGGCAUAGAUAUUUCUCAAACACUAGCGGUAGGUGACGGUGCUAACGACCUGCUUAUGCUAAAGGAGGCGGGGUUGGGAGUCGCAUGGCGAGCAAAGAGCAUGGUGCAGUUGGAAGCGCCGACAAAACUGAACGGAGAGUCUCUCUUGGAUAUCUUGUAUCUUCUCGGUUUGAGCGAAGAGGAGGCUAGCACGUUGAUCGUGAGCUCUCCCGUUGACGAACUGUCGAUGAAGGGAUUGACCAUAACGGAGCGGUCCUCGUAA
This is a messenger RNA of Microsporum canis CBS 113480, 1353 nucleotides long. Its product is annotated as phosphoserine phosphatase. Gene Ontology annotation, biological process: dephosphorylation; L-serine biosynthetic process. The transcript is spliced from 3 exons. NCBI's taxonomy places the organism in Eukaryota, Fungi, Ascomycota, Eurotiomycetes, Onygenales, Arthrodermataceae. The coding region runs from base 1 to 1353 and encodes 450 amino acids. Gene Ontology annotation, molecular function: magnesium ion binding; L-phosphoserine phosphatase activity. Gene Ontology annotation, cellular component: cytoplasm. The record is from RefSeq and is a predicted model, not a curated record.